Pygocentrus nattereri (red-bellied piranha) is the source of this 5828-nucleotide messenger RNA. Its product is annotated as trichohyalin-like. The record is from RefSeq and is a predicted model, not a curated record. NCBI's taxonomy places the organism in Eukaryota, Metazoa, Chordata, Actinopteri, Characiformes, Serrasalmidae. Gene Ontology annotation, molecular function: GTP binding.
UUCCCGCAGAGCCGCAAAAACAGCGGAGAGAUGGAGAAGAAGGAGCUGUAGAAGAAUCAGCGAUCACACACAGUCAUGAACUGGUGGUGGAGUAAGUCAAAAACAGAAGGACAUCUCCCUCAGGAGGAUUCCAGAAUACAACACACCACUGAUAAUAAAGUUACACAACAAGAAUUAGAAUGGAAGUAUCUGAAAGAAUGGAAAAAGCAGCAAAGAACAAGAGAAGAACAGCUAAGGAAACUAGAAGAGCAGUUAGUGGAACAGAGAACGCAGUUGAAGAUUGAGGAAGAUCAGCUGAAGGGGAGGGAAACCAUGCUCUGGAGACAGGAAGAGCAGAUAAAUCAACAGAGAACGCAGUUGAAGAAUGAGGAAGAUCAGCUGAAGGGAAGGGAAACCAUGCUCUGGAGACAGGAAGAGCAGAUAAAUCAACAGAGAACACAGUUGAAGAAUGAGGAAGAUCAGCUGAAGGGAAGGCAAACCAUGCUCUGGAGACAGGAAGAGCAGAUAAAUCAACAGAGAACACAGUUGAAGAAUGAGGAAGAUCAGCUGAAGAGAAGGCAAACCAUGCUCUGGAAACAGGAAGAGCAGAUAAAUCAACAGAGAACACAGCUGAAGAAUGAGCAAGAUCAGCUGAAGGGAAGGCAAACCAUGCUCUGGAGACAGGAAGAGCAGAUAAAUCAACAGAAAACGCAGUUGAAGAAUGAGGAAGAUCAGCUGAAGGGAAGGGAAACCAUGCUCUGGAGACAGGAAGAGCAGAUAAAUCAACAGAGAACACAGUUGAAGAUUGAGGAAGAUCAGCUGAAGGGAAGGGAAACCAUGCUCUGGAGACAGGAAGAGCAGAUAAAUCAACAGAGAACACAGUUGAAGAAUGAGGAAGAUCAGCUGAAGGGAAGGGAAACCAUGCUCUGGAGACAGGAAGAGCAGAUAAAUCAACAGAGAACACAGUUGAAGAUUGAGGAAGAUCAGCUGAAGGGAAGGGAAACCAUGCUCUGGAGACAGGAAGAGCAGAUAAAUCAACAGAGAACACAGUUGAAGAUUGAGGAAGAUCAGCUGAAGGGAAGGGAAACCAUGCUCUGGAGACAGGAAGAGCAGAUAAAUCAACAGAGAACACAGUUGAAGAAUGAGGAAGAUCAGCUGAAGGGAAGGGAAAACCAGCUAAGGACAAAUGAAGUGCUUUUCAAUGAAUGGAAAAUACAGUUUCAGAAAGAUAAAGAUCAACUAAAGGAAAGACUACACCAGCUAAGGAGAGACGAAGAGAUGAUAAAGGAAUGGGAAAUGCAGUUUAGGAAAGAUAAAGAUCAACGAAUUGAAAUAGAAAAUCAGAUAAGGAGAGAUAAAGAACAGAUAAAUGAAAGGAACACACAGAUUGAGAAAAAAGAAGAUCAACUAAAGGAAAGAGAAAAUCAGAUAAGGAGAGAUGUAGAACAGAUAAAUGAAAGGAACAUACAGACUGAGAAAAAAGAAGAUCAACUAAAGGAAAGAGAAAAUCAGAUAAGGAAAGAUGAAGAACAGAUAAAUGAAAGGAAAUCACAGAUUGAGAAAAAAGAAGAUCAACUAAAGGAAACAGAAAAUCAGAUAAGGAGAGAUGAAGAACAGAUAAAUGAAAGGAAAUCACAGAUUGAGAAAAAAGAAAAUCAACUAAAGGAAACAGAAAAUCAGGUACGGAGAGAUGAAGAACAGAUAAACAAAUGGAAAAUGAACUUAAAGGAAGAACAAGAUAAAUUAAAGAAACAGGAAGACCAGCUAAGGACAGAGCAAGAGCAGAUAGAAGAAAGUAAAAUACAUUUAAAGGAAGAACAGGAUCAGCUGAAGGGAGAGAAAGAGCAGCUCAAAGUAGAGAAUGAGGAGCAGACAAGAAGAAUGGAGGAGCUAAAUGAACAGGAAAAGAGGCUGAAAGAAUUUAGUACAAAUCUCUGCAGGCAGCAGACUGAUUUAGUAAAAAGAUCACAGGAUCUAAAGAAAAGAGAGGAGAGGAGAGAGAUACAGUUAGAAACGAUAGAGAGACUGGAAGAUGAGAUGAACGCACAAAGCACAAUGAUUGAACACUUAACAAAGAUGAAACAAGAAAAGGAAGAGGAGAUGAAAAAGGAUGAAGAAAGUAAGAAAGAGCAGGCUUUACAGAUAGAGAGAAAUGAUGAGAAACUGAAAACACAGGAAGAGAAGCUACAGAAGCUUAAAACUGACAUACAGAAUAUGAAGAAAAAGAAGCUGAGAGAAAAACAGUGGAUAGAGGAGGAGAACAAAACUUUAAAAAGACAAUGGACAGAAAUAGAGAAUGAGAAAGAGAAGAUUCAGAAACAAGAGAGAGUCAACAAAGAGGAGAUACACAGACAGGAGAUAGAAAAACUGAAAAAUGCAGAGGAAAUAAAAGCUCAGACAGCUCUGGUACAGAAGCUGAAGCAGGAGAUGAACAAGUGUGAAGACACCUUACAAAGACAGAAGAAUAUAAAACAGAUAAAUGAGAGAGAAAUAGAGCAACAAACCACUCAGCUUCAGGAAAAGAAGAUAAAGAUUAAUACACAGAAGGAGGAGACAGAAAGACAGGAGAGAGAAAUCCAAACAAAUGGCAGAAUUAUAAAACAAGCAAGGAGGAAAAAACAGACACUGGAAAAACUGAUACAGACUGAAGAGAAACAACAACAGUUAAAAACUGAAAAGUUUCAGAAACAGGUCACUGAGCUGGAAAAACAAAAGAAACUACUUGAACAAAGUGUGACUUUAAUGAGAUACAAAGAGAAGAGAAAGAGAGAAGAGCUUAGAGAAAAGCAGAGGGAAGAGCAGAGAGGCAUCAGAGAGAAAGAUGUCCAGAUUCUGCAGGACAUUUAUGACCAGCUGGACAGCAGAUGUUCCUCAUCAAGCUACAUGCAAAACUGUGACACAGAGGGAGUCUUAAGAGAUAAACUGAGAAACAUUGUUGAGAAGAUGAAGAUGGAGGAACAGACUGAUGACCUAGAUGAUGCUUCACAGGAUGCUGCAAGCACAGAUGAUAAGAAGGUCUUUGAAGAAAAUCUGGCACAAAGGACCUUUUGUGAAGAAAUGGAACAGCAUUCACACUCACGGGACAUCAGAAAGUCAGCUCUGAAAAGUCUUACAGACACCCUGCAGAGUCUCAGUCUAGACAGUUUCUAUCCUAAUAAACUGACCAUUGAAGCUGUAUUCUCUAUGGGCAGCUCAAAUGAGAGACAGGCAGAUAGUAAUGUGGCUUUUAGUUACCUGCAGAAACUGAUGCUGAAUGCUAGAGUGAGAUUCAUGACAGAGGAAGAUGAGAACCAGAGCUGCACCCUGUCCACUAAAACAGGUGGAAACUGGGACAGAAAAGAUGACAAUGGUAUUAAUUGUGUGAACAAUGAUGCGGGUAAUGAUAAAGUCAGAUGUGAUACUGUUGCCAGGGGUAUCCUAACAGUCAGUGAAAUGAAGGAACCAUCAGACGAACAUGAUAAUUUGGAUAAAUUUCUCAGUAGGAAGAAUAUUUCUAAUAAUGCUAAAGAAAAGGGAAAGAUUCACCCAAUGGAUGUCCAGAUGGCAGUUUUUCACUGUGCUGACAGUUUCCUCAGGCAGUACAUGGUGACUAAACUCUCCUCCUGCCAGUUCGCUCUGCCACUGCUGGUCCCCAGUCCUACAUCUGCAGACAUUGAACUCCCUCUCUGGACGUUUCGGCAGAUCAAGAAGACCUGGAGAUCAAGGAUGGCACUAGCAAUCUUAUGCCAGAGCCCAGUGUUUUUCUGCAGGCUGGGCUCUGUUUCCACUUCCAAAUCCCAGUUGCUGAGUUUAGUGAUUAACCCAAAGCAUGACACCUUCUUCCACAGAGACAGUCCAGGCAGCAGCAGGAACCACCUGUUCAUGGAGGGUCUGCUAGAGAUUGCUUGGUACUGUCCUUCAGGAAACAAUGAUGACCUUUUCAAUGAAUGCAUUGCAUUCUGCAAUCUUCAUGGUGAUGCUCUAGAUCACAGGAGACAAACUGACUUCUUCUCUGAACAGGCCACAGUCAAUGUUGUUUUGAUGCAAAAUAUUAAGCCUAAUGACAGAGACAGGGAGUUGUUAGAAAAGCUCCAUAAGUCUUCAAAGCCUCUUAUAUGUCUUAACUGUGAUCUGCAGAAAGGUUCCCUUAAGGUUACUAAUGGGCUUAAUGUCAAAAUUGGACUGAGAGGUAGAAAACAAGACGAGUUACAUAAAGAACUGAUUACUGCAAUUGCAAUUUGUUUGAAGAAGUGUAAUUUCAGUCCGAAAUUCAGUCUUGAGGAAAGCUCAAAGCAGGCCAAACAGUGUGGGUUCAGAGUUGAUGAAGACAGUAUGUAUUGCCAGGAGGGGAAGACCAGAGCUCAGGAAGUUAUGAAGCUUCUGGAGGGUGAAGACAUCUCCCAAAUCAAGGUGAAGUUAAUGCCAUGUCAUGGGAAACUGUGGCAUGAGUGGGCCAGGAAGAACAAAGGGCUUCAUCGCUUGCAUGGAGAAAUAGAACAUACCAGAAAUGUUACACUGACAGAAAUGAACGAAAUAAGGAUGAAACAAUGUGGCAACAACCUCAAAUUCAUAAAAACUUUUGUAAAAAAUCUUACGUCACACAGUACAACUCAGACACAGUACUUUGUCUGGUGGAUCAGAUAUUUUUUUGAUGACAAGUUUUCAAACAAAUUUUCUCAACUUCAUCUAAAAUACCACAGCAAAUGGCUUGAAGUGCAGAAGUUGAAAAACAUACCUGAAAAGUCUGAACUAUUUACGUUGCAAGAACAACUAGACAAAAUCUCAGAGGAGCUGGCCAAAGUGACAUUUGGUCUAGAGCACAUUUACAGAGAAAUGGGUCAGAUUUAUGAGGCUUGGGCCACAGUGCCUGAAGAAAUGGGGGCAGAUGUUUCUGCUUUCCCUGCUGUGGCUGCUGACCUCCUGAUUACUGGACAUCCACUGGAGCUGAUGGAUGGAGAUGCUGCUCAUGUCCCUUUGACCUGGAUAGAGUCUGUUCUGGUUAAGGUCACCGAGAGACUGGGAGACCAGAGAGUGUUCGUGCUGUCUGUUCUGGGUCUGCAGAGCUCAGGAAAGUCCACCAUGCUGAACGCCAUGUUUGGGCUGCAGUUUGCUGUGAGUGCUGGCAGGUGCACAAGAGGAGCUUUCAUGCAGCUGAUCAGAGUGAAAGAAGAGGUUAAAGACCAGCUGAAGUUUGACUACCUGCUUGUAAUUGACUCAGAAGGACUGCAGUCUCUACAGCUGUUGAGCAAACAGUCAGCACUUAUUCGUAACAAUGAACUGGCCACUUUCGUCACUGGUCUUGCAAAUCUGACCCUGAUCAACAUCUUUGGGGAAAAUCCAGCAGAAAUGAAGGACAUCAUUCAAAUCAUACUUCAGGCAUUUUUCAGAAUGAAGAAAGUAAAACUCACUCCCAGCUGCAUGUUUGUUCACCAGAACAUUACAGAUAACAGUGCUGGAGAGAAGAACAUGGAGGGAAAUAGAAAACUGCAGGAGAUGUUGGAUCAAAUUACUCAAGAAAUGUGCAACACACAGGAUUCUGCAAAUCUAAUCAAAUUCAUACCAAAUGUACAUUACUUUGCCCAGCUGUGGGAGGGAAACUCCCCAUUGGCUCCCCCAAACCCACAUUACAGUGAAAAUGUAGAGAGUCUUAAACAGGCCAUUCUCAAAGCUGCAGCAGAAAAGAAAUGUCUAAAACUCUCAGAGCUCAAAGUCCAUAUUAAAGACCUGUGGACAGCAGUGCUGAAUGAAGACUUUGCAUUCAGUUUCAAAACAAUUGAAACAAAUUCUGAUGAAUACUGUGAAGUCCAGGAUGAUGACAGCCAUCAAGAAGACCAUACAUAAGACUAACUGAAUAAAGGAGAUUUAAAUGA